Molecule: messenger RNA, 1137 nt
Organism: Penaeus vannamei (Pacific white shrimp)
Lineage: Eukaryota; Metazoa; Arthropoda; Malacostraca; Decapoda; Penaeidae
Source: RefSeq, a predicted model, not a curated record
AUGUCACUUAACGACAUUCUGAAGAAACCCGAUGUUUUGUCACGUGUCCGAAAUCAUCCAGAUACAUUCAGGUUUACGGAGGAAGUGUCGUUGGUGGUGACAGGGGGUCACUGGCCGCCGCACCUGCUGGUGACGGAGGGCGAGGAACCGGGGACCUUCAGCAUGGAGGGGCCGAUGUUCAGCCUGCUGGAGGCGCUGGCGGAGGCUAUGAACUUUUCGUAUACCCUCACCCGCCCCCCGGACGGGUACUGGGGCGCCCCCCUCGCGAAUGGCACCUGGACCGGCAUGGUGGGCCAGAUCCACAGGAAGGUGACGGUCGAGGGUUCUCAUGUGGUCUUUAUGCGCUUAUAUACAGUCCGUGGGCGCGUUCUCCCGCAGGAGGCCGACCUGGCCCUGGGCCCCUUCGCCCUGACGGAGGCGAGGGCCGAGGCCGCCACCAUGACCAAGGCCGUGUUCUUCGACAAGCUGUGCAUCAUAGGGGGGGGGGGGCGGCCCGAGAGCGACCCCUGGGGCUUCCUCCUGCCCCUGGCGCCCGCGGUGUGGCUGGCGCUCCUGCUGGGGAUGCUGCUCACUUGCGCGUCCUUCGCGGCGCUGGGCGAGGGGGGCGCCGAGGACAGGGGUCUCCUGAGGGCGGCCGGGUCCUCUUCAUGCACGUCCGCUCGCUCCUGCAGCCUCCGGCGCGACGUGCAGCCCGCCCGCGCCCGUCUGGUGGUGGGCGGCUGGCUCCUGGCGGCGAUGCUGGUCACGUGGAGCUACAGCGGGAACCUGGCCUCCCUCCUGACGGUGCGGCACGUGGCUCAGCCGGUCCAGGGCUCGGGACAUCGUCGAGAGCGAGGACACGGUCGUCGUCAUGGAGCCCGACACGGCGUUCACCGAGCUCUUCGCUGUGAGUUCGGGCUUCGGAAAACCGAAUCCAAAAUCCUGCGGCAAAUCGACAACCUCAAGCGAAUCGACCGGAUGUUGUAUUUCCCUUUCGAAUAUUUCUACGAAUUAAUGGACGAUGACGUAAGAGGCGGGGAUUACGUCAUCAUCACGACCGUCGUAUCAGCUGAUCUCCUGUUCGGCGAGUUCUUCACAAAUACGGGUGGUGUUUUCGUGUUCGUGUGGUGUUGUGUGGUGGUUGUGGUGGAGAUGUAG